AUGGCCAGCGAGACCGGCGACGAGCCACUGCCUGACAAUGUCUGUCUUGCCUACGAAGCAACUACCCUCACCCUCGUGGAGGAGGUGACCGGCGAUGAGGAGGAAGGCAAGGCCUCGUUCCCACCCGAGAUGAUGCAUCAGGUGUUUGAGGAUGAUGAGAAGAUCUACGGAUACACCGAUUUGGCCAUCGAGCUGCUGUUCAACGCCACGACGCUCGACGUGGCGCUCGAGGUCAAGUACUCGGCAAAGGUCGAGGCCGAGACCAACGACGGCGUGCCGGCAGACGACAUCGGCGCCGCCUUUGUAGAGUGGCUCGAGCCGAGCUCGAUGCUGGCGGAUCGGGCGGCGCUGCUCGACUCGGUUGCUGCCAGCAACGCACCAGACGCCGCUGCGGGUGCCGAGGUGCCCGGGACCGAGAUGGCGAGCUGGAGCCGUGACGACGGCACCUACACCGUCUACCGGGGCACGUUCGACGAUGAGGCGCUGCGUGCACUGCAUAAGCGCAUGCGCUUCUUCCCCAUCGUUUUUAUUGAUGCUGCACGCUUCAUCGAAGACACAGAUCCGCGGUGGGACGUGUACACGCUCUGGCGGCGAGCAUCCGGAUGCGCCGCGCCCAAGUUUGUGGGCUACGCCACAUGCUACCGCUUUGCGGCGCUUCCGGACUCGAUCCGUUACCGCGUCUCGCAGUUUAUCAUCCUCCCGCCGUUCCAGCGCGCCGGCCACGGCCUGGCCCUGCUCGAAACCAUCUUUGACCACGCCCGCGCCACCGACAAGAUCAUCGAGAUCACGGUCGAGGAUCCGGCGCCGGCCUUUGUCACUCUCCGCGACGUUGCCGACCUCAAGGCUUGUCUCGCCGCCGGCUACUUCAAACCCGACGCGCUCGGCGCGCCUGGCGCGCCGCUGGCCAAGGACACUUCCGACGCCAUCCGCGCUGCGCUCAAGCUGACCGCGACCCAGGUGGCACGCACUUAUGAGGCUGCCAAGCUCGCAGCGCUCACCGCCGGCGGUGCUGACGCUGACGCCCUCACUGCCUUCCGCCUCGCCGUCAAGCAGCGGCUGUUCAAGAAGCAUCUGCAUUCGACCCACUCGGUGGCGGACAUGCUUCCGCCGGACACGCCCGCCUUUGCCAUCGCUGCCGCCGAGGCCAAGGCCCUCGAUGAGCGCAAGGUCUUCCUCGCCGCCAUGUACAACCAGCUCGCCGCCCACUACGCGAUUGUGUGGGCCAAGGCAUCGGCUGCAUCCGGCUACGCCCAACCGCAGUGAACCACACUCUUG
Thecamonas trahens ATCC 50062 is the source of this 1275-nucleotide messenger RNA. RefSeq names its product histone acetyltransferase-1. The transcript has 2 exons. Gene Ontology annotation, cellular component: nucleus. Gene Ontology annotation, biological process: subtelomeric heterochromatin formation. The record is from RefSeq and is a predicted model, not a curated record. NCBI's taxonomy places the organism in Eukaryota, Apusomonadida, Apusomonadidae. Gene Ontology annotation, molecular function: histone H4 acetyltransferase activity. The coding region runs from base 1 to 1263 and encodes 420 amino acids.